AUGGCUGCGGCGGACAAGAAUGUAGUUGCUUUGUUAAAUGGCAUUGCACGAAGAGAUUAUUUUGGAGAAUCAGAGAUCACGGACGAAUUUCUUCAUCAGGAACUUUUUGCGGAUCUCGAAGACGAACAGUUUCAAUCAAUGUUGAAGAAAUACGAGACUUUGAUGCGAAAUAUCGUUUCCGCAGACAUGGAUUUUAAUCAGCUCGAAGCUUUUCUUACUUCCCAGAUGAAGCGCAAACAAGGUGCUUUAACUCAGGGACAAGCUGCAGCAUUCUUAAAGUUCUGGAAAUCACAAAAGACAAAGAUACAUGACGUGCUAGUGCAGAAAUCUUCCUGGAAUAACAAAUUGAAAGACAUCAACUGGAGGAUUGAUUUGAAAAGCCAAGCAAGACAUCUUCAACAGAUUAACACUCCUGUAGCAAUUGUAGAAAUGCAAGUGGAAAAAAGGUCCACAGAGAAUAAGGUAAGAUGUCCUUGCUGAUUCUACUGGAGAGAAGUGGGGGUAGCACCGGGGAGGGGGCGGUACUCCCUUUAAUUUACUAUGGGGGCGUGCCAUAGACUUUCAAAAAAGUCCUUUGUCCGGUUUAAUAUGGCGUGGGAUGAAGGACUUUUCAUACUGAUAGGUGCCAGUUUUAGCGACCCAAAAAUGGGUCGCUGUGCUUAGACCAAUCAAAGUAGCUCUUAAAGACCCUUGGGAAUAAAGUUGUCACACUCAAGUAAUUAAGGGCAUUGAAACGUGACUUGCCCAUUAUGAAAGUGAUAAGAAGCCGCAGGAUAUUCCGUGGAAAACAAUCGAAGCAUAUCUUUCAGGGAGAGGUGUUUUUGUGUCUGUAAUGGGUGUGCAAAGAAUGUAGUCUCCGAUAACCCAGGGCUAGUGGAUUUUGCUAUCGGGCUAGUGAAUUAUGUUUUUAACUUACCCGACGGGCAAGUGUUGUUUUUUGAGGAAUUUGAAUGACAGAAGAACUGUGAAAUUAAUUCUGCUUGUCAAAAAGCUUUUAGGGCUAGUUGAAAUGAUGCCUGGGCUAGUAAAUGCUAGCUUCAAGUUGCCCGAAUGGCAAGCUGUAAAAAUGAUUUUCUUGGCACCCUGCUGUUCCAAUCGAGGCUAGUAAAAGGCUGAUUUUUGAGCAGACUCCAUACACUUACAACAGUCUUUUUAGCGAGGAUUGCAAUACCAUCGUUUUGGUGAUUGUUCCACUAAUUUCUCUUACGAUAGAUCAGGUCUCAAAUCUGAAUUCCUGUGGUAUUAGAGCAUCAUACGUAGGAGACGAUUGAUUGAUAAAAGGUGAUUGUUAUACCCUGUUUCAGAGUUAGAGGCAAAAACAUACCCUGUUGAGUGGACAGAGGGUUGCAUUACAAGGUGCAGUUUUUCAAUGCCGCCUCUCCUACACACAGGAAUACUACUACCAAAGUUCAGAGGAAAGGGGAGUGGCCGUGGGGGUUAAAGCUAAAAUUAUUAAUUAUUAUUAUUUUCACUGAGGGAGGUUCUUAGGUAUUGCAAAUCAUGUUGGCAUAAAAUAAGGAAACAGAGGGAAUUCCUCUGGCCCCUUUUAUGUGCUAUCCACUACCCUCAACUCUAUGUCCUUCAGAAAAAGUCUCUUUUUUGCCCCUUAGCAACCUUUAGGGCCCCUGGGAAGGGGAAGGUCACUGCCAUACAUGAAGGACUAUAAUAGGUUUGGUACUUAAGAGGUAGGGUAUAGAAGUCAAGGCCAUCUAGACCAUCAAAAUGGAAAUACUUGAUGUGACACAGACAAUCAGGGUCAUGAUUGCAUUCAUUUGGAUAAAACUCACAUCUUUCUAGAUGGUUGCAACAAUAGUGAAAAAUUGCAAGUGGCCACAUAAAGAUUACUUGCAGAUGAUCAGCGUGAUCAGAUUCUAUCCCAGCAUUCAUUAUUUUUUUCGUGUUCAAUGCACUUGUUGUAGUUCUUUUUUUAUCUUAGGAAAAAUAAAAAUUAUCUGAGAUAAAAAAUUAACUACAACAUACUCAAGUAAAGAAAUAAUAUUAGACUCAGGAAUUUUUGGAGAUACCACAAACUCAGACAAUUGAGGUGAUUAUAUCAUGGAAGCUAAUGAGUCACCCCAAUCAACUCAACUUUUUUUACAACUGCAUUGUAGGGUGUUCAGAACAAUAACAGGGGAACCAGGUCCUCAUGUUUAUUUUUCUUCUUUCAGGAAACAGAUGUUUUUCAGUUUGAAAUGGAUGAAUCUCAGCUGACUAAUGUGCUCUCAAGUAUUGAUGAAAUUGAGAAGAAACUAGCAAGUUAUGCUCAGUGA
Molecule: messenger RNA, 2270 nt
Organism: Porites evermanni
Lineage: Eukaryota; Metazoa; Cnidaria; Anthozoa; Scleractinia; Poritidae
Source: the annotation of a GenBank genome assembly